Molecule: messenger RNA, 2901 nt
Organism: Effrenium voratum
Lineage: Eukaryota; Dinophyceae; Suessiales; Symbiodiniaceae
Source: the annotation of a GenBank genome assembly
AUGCCGCUCCGACUGGACAUCAAGAAGAAGCUUUCAGCGAGGAGUGACCGGGUGAAAUGUGUGGACUUUCAUCCGUCUGAGCCGUGGACCUUGUCGGCGCUCUAUUCAGGCAACAUCUUCAUCUGGGACUACAACACCCAGACGCUUGUGAAGCAGUUCGAGGUUUGCAACCUGCCGGUGCGGUGUGCAAAGUUCGUCACCCGCAAGCAGUGGAUCGCCACCGCGUCGGAUGACAUGCACAUCCGGGUGUUCAACUACAACAGCUUGGAGAAGGCUCACGAGUUCGAGGCUCACACCGACUACAUCCGCUACAUCGCAAUCCACCCCACGCUGCCAUAUCUCCUCUCGUCCUCAGAUGAUAUGUCCAUCAAGCUUUGGGAUUGGGACAAGAACUGGCAGAAUCUGCAGGUUUUUGAGGGCCACGCGCACUAUGUGAUGAUGUGCCAGUGGAAUCCGAAGGAUACAAACAUCUUCUGCUCUUGCUCCCUCGACCGCUCCAUCAAGGUUUGGGGUGUGUCGGGUGGAGCAGGUUCUAGCAGCUGCCACUUCACCCUCACCGGACACCAGCGCGGGGUGAAUUGUGUGGAGUACUCUCCUGGCGGCGAAAAGCCAUACAUCAUUUCCGGGUCUGAUGACAGAACUGUGAAGAUCUGGGACUAUCAGACCAAACAGUGCAUCCAGACCCUGAGCGGGCACACCAACAACGUGUCCUACGCUCUCUUCCACCCUGCCUUGCCCAUCAUUCUCACCGGCAGCGAGGAUGGCACGGUCAGAAUAUGGCACGGCUCGACAUAUCGCUUAGAGGCGACACUCAGCUACUUCCUGGAGCGUGUCUGGUCCAUCGCCGUGCUCAAGGGCUCAAACACAGCCGCGCUGGGCUAUGAUGAGGGCACUGUCGUGAUCAAACUGGGCAGCGAGGAGCCAGUUGCCUCCAUGCACUCUGGCAAGAUCAUUUGGGCCAAAGGCAACGAGAUCCAGACGGCCAACCUGAAGCUGCUGGACGAGGGCACGGCCGCCCGCGAGGGCGAGAAGGUGCCGCUCAGCGUGAAGGACAUGGGGGCGGCAGAGGUCUUCCCUCAGUACAUUGCGCACCAUCCCAACGGUCGGCUCUUCGCCGUGUGCGGCGACGGGGAGUUCGUCAUCUACACCGCUCAGGCGCUUCGAAACAAGUCCUACGGUCCUGCCCUCGAGUUUGUUUGGGCCUACUCCGGCGCCUAUGCCACCCGGGAUGGCAAUGGCAAGAUCACCGUCUUCCAGGAUUUCAAGGAGAGCUUCUCCUUUAAGCCGCAGUUUACCGUGGAGGAAAUCUUUGGAGGUCGGCUGCUGGGCAUCCGCGGCGGGGACUUCAUUUGCUUCUACGACUGGACCGAGUACCGCUUGGUGCGGCGCAUUGACGUGGUUCCCAAGGACGUGAUUUGGUCUGAGGAGGGAACCUCUGUUGUGCUCAUUUGUCCAGACUCCUUCUACGUUCUCAGGCAUGACAAAGACGCUUGCCAAGCGGCGCUGAUCUCCGGAGUGCAGGUAGACGAGGAUGGCGUCGAGGCAGCCUUUGAUCUCCAAAAUGAGAUCAGCGACAAAGUGGUGAGCGGGAUUUGGGUGGGCGACUGCUUCGUCUACAUUUCCAGUGCCCAGCGGCUGACCUGCAUGGUGGCCGGCUCACAGGAGACCUUGGCCCAUUUGGACCGAACACAGUACUUGCUAGGCUAUAUGCCAGAGCAGUCGAAGAUGUACCUCAUUGACAAAGAGCUCAAUGUUACACCAUACACUCUCCAUAUGGCGCUCAUAGAAUACCAGUCUGCCAUCAUGCGCAAGGACUUUGCGACAGCGGAGACCUACUUUGCGCAGCUCCCCGAGUCGCUGCACAACCGCAUCGCCCGGUUUCUGGAGAAUCAGGGCUACCAGUCGGAGGCGCUGCAGAUCUCCAAGGAUGACGAGCACCGCUUUGAGCUGGCCACGCAGCUGGGCAAACUGCAGAUGGCCGCGGACAUCAUCCUCAGCAUUUCUGCGCAGGCCAACCCAGCGAUGCCUCCGCGCGGCAAGUGGAAGAACUUGGGAGAUGUGGCCCUUGAGCAAGGCGACUUCUCGCUGGCGAAGCGCUGUUUCAGCGAGGCGAAGGACCUCGGCGCCCUCUUUUUGCUGUACACCUCCGUGGGCGAUGCCGAGGGUGUGAUGGCCACUGGCAAGCUGGCCGAGGAGAGCAACAUUUGCAACAUCUCCGUGUUGUGCUACCUGCUGCUGGGCCAGACCAAGGCUGCCCUGGAGGUGCUGGUGAACGCCAAUCGCCUGCCGGAAGCGGCCUUCUUCGCUCGGACGUAUUGCCCCAGCGAGCUCUCCAGAAUUGUGCAGAUCUGGACAGCAGACCUGGCGAAAGUGAACCAGGCGGUGGCGGAUUCCCUGGCCGACCCGGCGAAGUUCCCGGACCUUUUCGCGGACUACAACCUCACCCUGACGGCAGAGAAGGUCUUUGAGGCCAAGAGGAAAGCUCCUCCGCCUGCCUCGGCCUAUGCAACAGAGAAAGAGUUUUUGGAGAUGGAUGUCAUGGAGGAGAUCAAGAAGCUGGGUCCAGACGGCUUCCAGAGCUUGCUCCUCAAAGGCGCGAGUCCCGCCGCCAACGACUUCACCCCGCCCCCCCGGCCUGCGCCAGCGGCCGCGCCAGCACCGGCGCCAGCUCCGGCGCCGGAGCCCGCCCCGGCGCCGGCGGCGCCGGCGCCGGUGGAGGUGGAUCUGCUGUCGUCGCCGGAGCCAGCUCCCGCGCAGUCAGCCCCAGAGACCGUGGUGGAGUCCUCAUCCCCUGAGCUGUUGGUGCCAGAUGCAGCAGCACCAGCGCCGGAAUCCGCUGGGGAGCCUCCGGCGCCAGAGCAGAGUGGAGGAGGAGAUGCAGACCUGGUGGACCUCCUCUGA